GGAGUGGACCUAGACGCAGCACAGCUGCGAUCACGGGCCCUGUUUCUGUUCUCAUUAUAACCCGGGUUUUGGAUGGCAGCACGGCGGAGCUGAGUGAGUCCAAUCAUUCCGAGGCGCUGAGUUCGUACGGGUCACGGUGCUUGCACAAGACACGGCCAAAAUAACUAUGGGACCAAGUUUUUGGAGCCUUUGUGUCCUCUUGUGUGCCUGGACAUGGGGAAAAAGUAUGGGCCUGUCACGGCGAAGGAGAGCCUGGGAGGAAAAGGGAGAAGACGGGCCUAAAAAAUGCUCAUAUACUUUCCUGGUUCCCGAGCAGAAGAUCACAGGGCCUAUCUGUGCAAGUCGUGGCCCCUCGCUUCCGGACAAGGAUCGCGUAACCAGGAUGGACAUAGCAGAUGUCCGUGAGCUGAUGUCCAAGCAACGGCGUGAAAUCGACACCUUGCGGAUGGUAGUGGAUGUUGAUGGCAACAUGGUGAAUGAGAUGAAACUGCUACGGAAGGAGUCUCGGAACAUGAAUUCACGCGUCACGCAACUCUACAUGCAGCUUCUACACGAGAUCAUUCGCAAGCGGGAUAAUUCGCUGGAGCUCGCACAGCUUGAGGGACGCAUCCUCAAUGCAACAGCUGAGGCAUUGCGGCUCUCAGCCCGCUAUAAGGAUCUUGAAGCCCGAUUCUCUAAUCUUGCCGCUGUGGUCAAUAACCAGUCUAUUCUGAUCAGUGCUCUGGAAGAGAGGUGCCUGCAGGUGUACGGGAAUCAUAGGCAGGAACCGCUUCCCCCGCCGCUCGUCCAGGUUGUUCCCGAGAACAUUCCGGUGCACGUGCCCCGUCUUUCCAAUGAGAUCCAGAGGGUCCACGGCCGAGCUUUACCAAGGGAAAGGGGAUCUAGAUCAGGCUUAGAACCUACUGAAAGUACCCUGGAACUCAAACGACCACAAACUGGCAACUUCAGUUCAGAAGGUCCUUUCCAUGACUGCCUCCAUGCAAUGCAGGCUGGACAUGCUACUACUGGAAUGUACCUUCUUAAGCCAGAAGGCAGUGACAGGCCUAUGCAAGCAUGGUGUGAACAAGACGUGGACAACGGAGGCUGGACCAUCAUCCAGAGAAGGAAGGAUGGCUCUGUUAACUUUUUUAGAAACUGGGAAAGUUACAAGCAAGGAUUUGGCAACAUAGAUGGUGAGCACUGGCUGGGUCUGGAAAACAUCUACAACUUGGGCAAGCAAGGAGAUUACAAGUUGCUGGUGGAGCUUCAGGACUGGAUGGAAAAGAAGGUGUACGCAGCCUACAGCAGCUUCCAUCUGGAGCCUGAGAGCGAAGCGUAUCGACUUCGCCUGGGCACUUACCAAGGCAAUGCUGGGGAUUCUUUGACCAGUCAUAAUGGCAAACAGUUCACCACACUGGACCGGGACAAGGAUGCCUUCACAGGAAACUGUGCUCACUUCUACAAAGGUGGCUGGUGGUACAAUGCAUGUGGCCAGACCAAUCUCAACGGCGUCUGGUACUCUGGCGGUGUUUAUCGCAACAAGUUCCAAGACGGUAUCUUCUGGGCCGACUACGGCGGAGGUUUCUACUCCAUGAAAGCUGUGCGCAUGAUGAUCAGACCUAUAGACUGAAGCAAAAAGCAAACAAACCAAGCCAAAACCUUAACAUAGUUGAAAGCCUCCAUCUCUGUGAAUAUGCAGUGGAAAAACUGAAAAGUUAAAAGAGCUGGAAAAGAACUCGCAAUUCCGAUUUUAAGUAGAUAAAAAGGUCAAACCGAUCAGCUUUUUACGAGCCCAGAUCUUUGGAGGUUCCUGUGCACAUAAGGCUUUUAUACAAACUGCAUCAUGAUUAGACAAUAAAUCAAAGGUGCAUGUAGUUUUCAUGGAUAUAUUUCACUGCAGGGACCCUUAUAAAAUGCCAUUGUGGUUUCCUUCAAGCUUAUUUGUGAAUGCGUUCAUUCAUUUCUGCUUUUAUUUAACAAUCCUUCCACUUUGCUUGCUCAGAGUUGUGGUCACAACAGCCUGAGAAGGUCAGCCAAGAGAUCUAAAUUGAAUUAAAUUUUAUUUGCCUGAUAUUUUGAAGCUUUGGAGUUAGAUUUUAAACAAAUCAGGAUCAGAUUGCAUCUGCUUCAUGGUCAUCCACAAAAUACAACUCUAGUGGAAGAAUUAUGAGGUGCCACACCCUCUGGAAUGGUUUUGCUCAAACUCAUUACCCCCUAAGCAAAGGGACAAUUUAAAUGACCAAAACCAAUUUCAAAAUUUACAACGGUUGUAAAGCCUGUCAGUGGUUGAACUGUUUAAAUUCAAUGUUGGUACACUUCCCCAUCACCCAGGUCCCCCAUGGUGCAAAUCUUCAAGCAGAUACCCUUAUAGCUCAGUGGUUAAGACUCAGGGUUGCUCAAUGGAGGGUAGGGGGUUCAAGCCCUGUUAUCACCAAGCUGCCACUUUUGGGCCCUUAUCCAUCUGUUCUCCAGGGGUGCUGUAUCAUGGCUGACCCUGCACUCUAACCCUAGGUUCCUAACAUCAUUAGGAUAUUUGAAGAAAGAAUUUCACUGUGCUUUACAUUCAAUCCAGAGCGGCUUAAAACUGAGCACUAGAAGGGUAAGGGCCUUGCUCUGGCACCUACAUGGGUGAUUCUGGGAUUUGACUUGCACUCUUCUGAAGUCCAACACCUUAACCACUAAGCUACUAUUGUACCUCCACCUCCAAUCCCACUUGUCUGUGUCUGAAAACAACCAUUCUGAGAAAGUUUGAGCACAGCUACCUCAGUCUGCACCUAAGCGAUCUCUAAUGUGAUUCGAUUUUAGUUAGUUCUCUCAAUUGACUCGACUACAAGAUGCUGGGUUUUUGAGUGGUAUCAUACCUGACCUUUAUUGUGCAGGUGGGGCAUUUGUGAACCCGAAAGACUAAAUGAAAAGACUGUACCUUGCAGUAGCUUUCAGAGAACUGAAAUACAUCAAAUUUGACUAAACUUCAAUUCGAUUUAAUUUAAUUAAAUUCGAGUUUAUUUCUAUCGUGUUUUUUUACAAUGGACUCAAAUCAGCUUUACAAAGAUAAAGCAGUUAUAAAGAUGUAUAAAUGUGUAUUAAAACUAUCUACAUUU
Silurus meridionalis is the source of this 3080-nucleotide messenger RNA. It is a transcript of the gene angptl1b, whose product is annotated as angiopoietin-like 1b. The transcript has 5 exons. The coding region runs from base 167 to 1609 and encodes 480 amino acids. Gene Ontology annotation, biological process: cell surface receptor protein tyrosine kinase signaling pathway. The record is from RefSeq and is a predicted model, not a curated record. Lineage: Eukaryota; Metazoa; Chordata; Actinopteri; Siluriformes; Siluridae.